Molecule: messenger RNA, 5133 nt
Organism: Trichechus manatus latirostris (Florida manatee)
Lineage: Eukaryota; Metazoa; Chordata; Mammalia; Sirenia; Trichechidae
Gene: DNM1L
Product: dynamin 1 like
Exons: 19
Coding region: 1117-2880 (587 amino acids)
Biological process (GO): mitochondrial fragmentation involved in apoptotic process; mitochondrial fission
Cellular component (GO): microtubule; membrane; mitochondrion
Molecular function (GO): microtubule binding; GTPase activity; GTP binding
Source: RefSeq, a predicted model, not a curated record
CUUUUUCUAUCAUGCCUGCAUGUGUGCUUCUGUACUCUUACAGGCUGUGUGCAUUUUUUUUUCCUUCCAUUUUUAUUUGCCUAGCCACAUUGAUUGCAGGUGUUAGUGGUUCUUGUUAUCUUUUUGACAUUGCAUCAAAAUGCAAGCUUUUUUGGUGGUGAAUGUAAUGUUAUUUUUAUUUUUAAAAACAUGCUUGUGAAGCCAGGCCUCCUUUAUAUGAUACGGUAAAUUAAACACACCCUUUGGUAUGUAGUACCCUGCCUCUGUGAGUUCUUUUUACCUAGAUUACUCCAGUCCUUCCAUGAGACUUCUUGGAAGAAGGUACUAAGCUUCAAGUAGGUGAGCAUUUUACUUGCGAAAAGGAUCCAGUUUUAUUUACCUUUAUUCCACCAAAGACUUGAUCUAGCUUUUUCUCAAUAAAUAUUCAUCUGAAUAUCUUAGUCAUGUUUAUUUUGACUUCAGGUGGCUGAUAAGCAUUAUUCGACAAGCUUAAUUGUUACAAAAUGUAAAACUACUCUGAAUUUAGCAAAAGCAAAAUAGCUGUGCCUGAGGGAGGCAAAGUUAGAUUAUCUUCCUAUAAUUAAACAUUUCUAGCUUCUCUGGGAAAAAGAGAACAAAACUUGCUCUCCAAGUUUUAGACCACUUCACACAGUGUAUACGCUAAAUGUGUUUUCCUUUUCUCUAGCAAGUACAGAAGUAACGGACCUAAGAUUGGAAACUGGAAACUCCAGACAGUGCAUAUGCCAGGAUGUUUUUGUUUGUUUUUCUCCAUUUCAUUUCUUUCCCACCUACAAUUCCAAGGGAAAACAUUGUCUCAGCCCUUGGGAAAAAAAUCACCUUGAAAGUGCAUAAAAAUUCCAGAGCAGUUCCAGGUUACUAAGAGAGCUCUGUAAAGGAACAACAAAUUGUGACUUUAUAGGGGUUGAAGCGGAAGAAUGGGGUAAAUUUCUUCACACCAAAAAUAAGCUUUACACGGAUUUUGAUGAAAUUCGACAAGAAAUUGAAAAUGAAACAGAAAGAAUUUCAGGAAAUAAUAAGGGAGUAAGCCCUGAACCGAUCCAUCUUAAGAUAUUUUCACCCCACGUUGUUAAUUUGACACUUGUGGAUUUGCCAGGAAUGACCAAGGUGCCUGUAGGUGAUCAACCUAAGGAUAUUGAGCUUCAAAUCAGAGAGCUCAUUCUUCGGUUUAUCAGUAAUCCAAAUUCCAUUAUCCUCGCUGUCACUGCUGCUAAUACAGAUAUGGCAACAUCAGAGGCUCUUAAAAUUUCAAGAGAGGUGGAUCCAGAUGGUCGCAGAACCUUAGCUGUAAUCACUAAACUUGAUCUCAUGGAUGCGGGUACUGAUGCCAUGGAUGUAUUGAUGGGAAGGGUUAUACCAGUCAAACUUGGAAUAAUUGGAAUAGUUAACAGGAGCCAGCUAGAUAUUAACAAUAAAAAGAGUGUAACUGAUUCAAUACGUGAUGAAUAUGCUUUUCUUCAAAAGAAAUAUCCGUCUCUGGCCAAUAGAAAUGGAACGAAGUAUCUUGCUAGGACUCUAAACAGGUUACUAAUGCAUCACAUCAGAGAUUGCUUACCAGAGUUGAAAACAAGAAUUAAUGUUCUAGCUGCUCAAUAUCAGUCUCUUCUGAAUAGCUACGGUGAACCUGUGGAUGAUAAAAGUGCUACUUUACUCCAGCUCAUUACCAAAUUUGCCACAGAAUAUUGUAACACUAUUGAAGGAACUGCAAAAUAUAUUGAAACUUCAGAACUAUGCGGCGGUGCUAGAAUAUGUUAUAUUUUCCAUGAGACUUUUGGGCGAACUUUAGAAUCUGUUGACCCACUAGGUGGCCUUAAUACUAUUGACAUUUUGACUGCCAUUAGAAAUGCUACUGGCCCACGUCCUGCUUUGUUUGUGCCUGAGGUUUCAUUUGAGUUACUGGUCAAACGGCAAAUCAAACGUCUGGAAGAGCCUAGCCUCCGUUGUGUGGAACUGGUUCACGAGGAAAUGCAAAGGAUCAUUCAGCACUGUAGCAACUACAGUACACAGGAAUUGUUGCGGUUUCCUAAACUUCAUGAUGCCAUAGUCGAAGUAGUGACUUGUCUUCUUCGUAAAAGAUUGCCUGUUACAAAUGAAAUGGUCCAUAACUUAGUGGCAAUUGAAUUGGCUUAUAUCAACACAAAACAUCCAGACUUUGCUGAUGCUUGUGGGCUAAUGAAUAAUAAUAUAGAGGAACAAAGGAGAAACAGGCUGGCAAGAGAAUUACCUUCAGCUGUAUCACGAGACAAGUCUUCUAAAGUUCCAAGUGCUUUGGCACCUGCCUCCCAGGAGCCCUCCCCUGCUGCUUCUGCUGAGGCUGAUGGCAAGUUAAUUCAGGACAGCAGAAGAGAAACUAAAAAUGUUGCAUCUGGAGGUGGUGGGGUAGGAGAUGCUGUUCAAGAACCAGCAACGGGUAACUGGAGAGGAAUGUUGAAAACUUCUAAAGCUGAAGAAUUAUUAGCUGAAGAAAAAACAAAACCAAUUCCAGUUAUGCCAGCUAGUCCACAAAAAGGCCAUGCUGUGAAUCUGCUGGACGUGCCAGUUCCUGUUGCACGAAAACUAUCUGCCCGUGAACAGCGAGACUGUGAGGUGAUUGAACGACUCAUCAAAUCAUAUUUUCUUAUUGUCAGAAAGAAUAUUCAAGACAGUGUGCCAAAGGCAGUAAUGCAUUUUUUGGUUAAUCAUGUGAAAGAUACUCUUCAGAGUGAGUUAGUAGGACAACUGUAUAAAUCAUCCUUAUUGGAUGAUCUUCUGACUGAAUCUGAGGACAUGGCACAGCGUAGGAAAGAAGCAGCUGAUAUGCUAAAGGCAUUACAAGGAGCCAGUCAAAUUAUUGCUGAAAUCCGAGAAACUCAUCUUUGGUGAAGAGAUCUAGAUAAUGCUAGAGACUUUGUUGAUUCAACUCACUAGUUACUGCCUACUUCAGUAGACUUUUAUUUAUGGACUUUGUAUAUUGCAGUGGUAUGAAUCUGCUCAUGUGAAGACUGGCUAUAAACUGAAAAGUGUACUCUGUAUCGCAGAACAAAUCAUACAUUUAAUCCAAAUAAUAAAUGGCUACUUCUAAAGUUUUCCAGUAUAUAUAAAAUACAUGAAGUCUGUCUGGGACAGUUUCAUUUGAACAUGAAAAGAACUGUUAAUGUCCUAGUAGUACAAGCAGUUUACGGCCUGUGGAUAAGAUGACCCACGUAAUCUUUGUCACUUGUCUUAAAGCUGCUGCCAUAGUCCUUCAAGAGAAAGUACCAAGACAACAUUUCAUACAACUAUAAUGCAUGUGCUGUAUAAAUUGAUCUGGCUUUGAAAGAUGUGGUUUGACAAGCUACUCACAUAGAGUCACUGUUUUCCACUUGUCUUUAUUUUUUUUUUUUUUUGAGAUUCUCUGCAGCCUUUCAUGUGUUAGUAAGAAAGCUGAAUGCAUAAGAACAUUGAAAGUGAUGGGGUGUACAUAAUGUGCAGCUAGCUACAUAGCCCUUCCACUUCUGGGUCCAUGUUGCCCUAGUGCAUUAAACGUUACAGUAUUCUUUGAUUCUUAAUUAAAUUUGGAAGCAUGAAUUACAAUUUCCUGCUUAAAAACAACCAUCUAGACUUGACUAGUCGGAUUUAAUAAUGAUGACCAGUUCCUUUUAGUUUUUAGAAGUUUCAGUGAUGACCUAAACUCCCUUUGGUUUGCAAAUACAGUAGUAGUAAUCAAGAUACAUCUUUAAAAUGGGGCACUUACACCAUGCUCCCAAGACUUACUUUGAGGCGGGACUGAAAACCAAAUAACUUCUGAUCAUUUAGGUUAUUAUUCUGUCUUCUUCCCUCUGUGAGGUAUUGGUUGGUACUAGCUACUUGUGCAGAACAGUUACAGAAAAACUGGUAUAACUUAUUUAAAGAAAAACAUACAAACACACACAUUCCUAAAGUCUAUAGACUACUGAAUCGCAUGCAGGGGCUGGGGUUGGAGGUUUAGAACAUACCAAUAUUUUAUUAAAGUUUUCCAGGUGAUUCUUGAUAUCUAUAAUUUACAUUAUAGAUUUUAAGAUACUGGUAGAAAUCUACAAGACAUCUAGCUCCAUCUCUCUAACAGAUAACACCUUAAGUAAACAAACUGUAUAUUGCAGAUAAUAAAAUUUCUUUUCAAGUUAUGACCAGAUAGUUAUGAAGGAUAUUGGCAGUGAAAAUAUGAGUAUGUUCUGUUAAGUUUAUGGUACCCAUUUACUAAGAAACAAUAAGCUCAGUACUGAUCUCAAAAAACCCAGAUAGGAUAUUAAAUAUCAGUUUUCAAAUUAUGGCCAUUCACUUAUUUCAGAUAGUAGAUUAACUGUCUACCAAUGUCAUGGCCUUCUAGCCUUUUGGAUUUGUAAGGAAAAAAGUCUUACAAUGUACCUUUCUCCAGCAUAUCGAACAGAUUUCGAUUUUGAAAAUGUUAGCUUUAAAGACAUGCUAUGGUAAUGUUCUUGCUAAUACUACAUUUUGUACAAAGAAAAACAGAGGCAAAAAAGUUAGGGAAGAAUACUUUCCUUUGUUGGUCAUUAAACUGAGUGAAGUUCUGAAAUGUAAAGAUGGCCUCUGACAUCUCUGACAUUUAUAAUGGAUACCUGUAUGCUGUUGCUCUGUAAAUAAAAUUGCUGGUAUGAAAUGACAUUGAUGUUUGUCAAUAAAUGAAUACUUCCUAAGGAAAACUGGUUUCAAGUUUACUUUCAGAAAGGUGACUUUUAACAUCUGAGUCUACUUUGGAAAAUAACAAAACAGCUUAAACUGUACCAAAGUUUUAUGACUGUUUUCCUAUUAGAUUCUCCAGCUCACUGAGAUAUGAUUACAUCUCCAUUUUUGUAUAUGAGGACACAGUGACUUCCUCCAAGUAAUCCAGGUAGUAAAUGGCUAGAAUUUACUACCUGCUUUGCUGCCUAUAAGAUUUUCUAGAAGAAAUCUGAUUGUGAACCGUAUUUUGGUAUGUGCUUCACUUGAUCCUCAGGGAAAUGGGGGUGCUAUUACUUUGAUUUUAUAGGUGUGGAAAACAGUUCUGGAGCAUUAAUUUACCUAAUGUAUGUAGAGCUGAACUGAGUCUUGAUUCCAAAUCCUUUAAGUUUGACCUGAAAACGUCCCUUACUUGUGUAUCUUUUUAUCUUCUUACUAAUA